AUGGGCGGAAAACCUUGGACAUCGGGUGGCUGCAGGACGUGCAAAAAACGCAAACUUAAGUGUGAUGAGCAAAAGCCCAAAUGUGCUCGAUGUAUCAAGCGUGGUAUUGAGUGCCUUGGGUAUGUGGAUAGGCGGAUAUUUGUGCAUCAGGCCUCCACACAGCCAGAGAGACAACACAAUGAUAAGCAAAGACCUACACCUUCGCUUCAAUAUUCGCGUCGGGCACGAGAGUUUAUAUUACCUGCAACACCGAGUGUUAGUCCGGCGAUGCGUGUGCAGCUGUCUUCGUCAUUUCUCAACACAUAUUUCCCCUACCACAUGGAGAAGAUUGCCGGUAGGGACUCUUGGUACUUUUUGUUCAACAGUUGGGUGACGCUCCCGAACAAGAAUGAGCUCUUUGACAGAGCUCUGUCCGCUCUGUCCUGCAUUUGUUUGGGCAGGACGAAUCAAGACCGAGGGCUUUAUCACCAUGGCCUUUUGCAGUAUAAUAAAGCCAUACGACUCCAGUCAAACAUGAUUAACCGUGGACUGUGCACCGAGGAGAUGUUGUAUUCCGCACUGGUAUUUUUGGAAAUUGAGAGUUUCUCCUGCCCCGAAGGCAUGGAAGCGUGGUAUACCCAUGCGAUAGGGGCUUACGCACUUAUCAAAAGGUACCGAAGCACAGCGGAAACCUCUAAAAGUCCUGCGAUGGAUUGCCUUUUGAACAGAUUCGCGAAGCUUCUCAUGAUACUCAUCAUUUCAUCACUCAACGUUUCUGGAGAGGAAUAUAAGCAGAUCGUUCAGUGCUGCGACGAAACGCCGUUUGAUGGACUGGUCAAGCUAUAUGCGGACUCUGCAAUCAUUGCACAAGCGGCUAACUUCAUAAGUCCACACGACUACAGAGCUUGCCAGUUGCUGCUCCAUCACAGUGUCGCACAUGAAAAUAACAUUCUAUCAUGGUAUGAAAAGAUCAAGGGCGAAAUUGGCGGAGCGCCCCGGGAAUGCGCCAAGGGCGAAUCAUUAUGCAGUGGACUUUCUCGGGUAGAUGGUCUAUUCGGAACUCCUUAUCGAUUUACUUCACUUGAAAACGCCAGGAUACACAUCCUGGUCUGGAACCUUCUACGAGAUCUUCAGGAAUACAUCUACAAAGCUCGAACUCUUGUAAACUUUUUUACACGCAGUCUCUCCAAAGACCAGCUCAACCGUGAGAACCAGCAACUCGCGAGCUACUACGCGGAUCAGAUGGCACGGAGUGUUCUAUACUGCGUGCAAGACGACUUCAAAUCAUGCGGUGUUCAAUGCUUGAUAUUCUGUCUUUGCCAGACUGCCAAAACGUGGAUUGAUAUCAAGAGAGCAGACAAAAUUGCCUGGUGUCAAGAGAUUUUUGAUCUCGUAGCGGGCCUAGGCUUCGACUAUGCCAAUCGAUUAAAGGAGACUAUGAUAUCUCAAUGGGUUCAAGCGGAAAAGGCCAAUAUAGAUGACCUUUCUCCCAUCAAAGAAGUGACUGUGCGCAUUGGUGAAACUCGUGAUGCAGCAGGUGUAUCGAAGCUGGCUGCACUUCCGGGUAUGCUAGGGAAACCUUCUAUGUUAGAUGUGCCUGAGCUUUCUAGCAUGUCGCCAACAGCAAAACUGCCAGAUGCCAGGUUUAUCGUCACAGUACCCGUGCGGGAAAGGGAGAGUAUUCAAUGA
Molecule: messenger RNA, 1668 nt
Organism: Penicillium cataractarum
Lineage: Eukaryota; Fungi; Ascomycota; Eurotiomycetes; Eurotiales; Aspergillaceae
Product: Zn(II)2Cys6 transcription factor domain-containing protein
Exons: 4
Coding region: 1-1668 (555 amino acids)
Biological process (GO): regulation of DNA-templated transcription
Molecular function (GO): zinc ion binding; DNA-binding transcription factor activity, RNA polymerase II-specific
Source: RefSeq, a predicted model, not a curated record